AUGGACUCUGUUCUACGACAAUCAAAGUCCAUGUGUCCAUUCCUGAAGAAGACUUCACCCGCCACCCUCCGCUCCCUCUCGACUACUGUAACCCGCCAGGCCUCCCCAGGUGGCGGCAGUAUGUCCAACCUGCAGACCAUUGCUCGUCGCUGCCCCAUCAUGGGAAAGGCCCUCGCUGUGCAAAUCGCCAAAUCCUCAAAGGUCGGACUUGGUGGCGUGGCUGCUCUAGGUGCCAUCCGCGCUUUUUCUGGAAAGGUCAGCUCAAGCAAGGCGAAGCUGCAUACCAGCUGUUCCCACGAAGCCAGAGCUCUAGACGACACUUUGUUCGGACGUGAAGCUGCCUUCAAGCAUGCUAAACCUGUUCGUUCGAUCCACCACAAGAAUGAUCAGAAGUUCGACUACGAAGGAUUUUACAAUGCCGAACUUGACAAGAAACACAAGGACAAAUCCUACCGCUACUUCAACAACAUCAAUCGUUUGGCUAAGGAAUUUCCCCGUGCUCAUACAGCGAGCAAGGAAGACAAGGUCACAGUUUGGUGCUCCAACGAUUAUCUCGGGAUGGGCAGGAAUCCUCAAGUCCUAAAGACUAUGCACGAAACUUUGGAGGAAUACGGAGCCGGUGCGGGAGGAACCCGAAAUAUCUCCGGGCAUAACAAGCAUGCCGUGAGUUUGGAGGCUACAAUUGCAAAACUGCACUCCAAGGAUGCGGCGUUGGUUUUCACUUCUUGCUAUGUUGCAAACGAUGCUACUCUUGCGACUUUGGGAAGUAAACUCCCGGAUUGUGUGAUUCUCUCGGAUAGUUUGAAUCAUGCGUCCAUGAUCCAGGGUAUCCGCCAUUCUGGAGCUAGGAAGAUCGUAUUCCAACACAAUGAUCUGGCUGAUCUUGAGGCCAAACUCGCCUCUCUCCCAGCCGAUGUCCCCAAAAUUAUUGCAUUCGAGUCCGUGUAUAGUAUGUGUGGCAGCAUUGGUCCAAUUGAAGGGAUCUGUGACCUUGCCGAGAAAUAUGGCGCUCUCACCUUUCUCGAUGAGGUUCAUGCCGUGGGUAUGUACGGACCACAAGGAGCUGGUGUAGCAGAACAUCUCGAUUACGAAGCUCACGUCAAUGGAAAGCCCAAGGGAACGAUCAUGGAUCGUAUUGACAUUAUCACUGGAACUUUAGGCAAAGCUUAUGGCUGUGUUGGAGGUUACAUUGCCGGUUCAACCAAAAUGGUAGACACUAUCCGUUCCCUUGCCCCGGGAUUCAUCUUCACUACCUCUCUCCCUCCCGCAACAAUGGCAGGCGCUCAAACCGCCAUCGAAUACCAAAUGGCAUACCAAGGCGACCGCCGCCUCCAACAACUCCACACCCGCGCUGUCAAGGACUCCCUCGCCGAGCGCGACAUCCCAGUCAUCCCCAACCCAUCUCACAUCAUCCCCGUCCUCGUCGGGAACGCCGAACUUGCUAAAAAGGCCUCCGAUAUGCUCCUCGAUGUCCACGGCAUCUACGUCCAAUCCAUCAACUACCCCACCGUCCCCGUCGGCCAGGAACGUCUCCGCAUCACGCCUACCCCAGGCCACGCCCGCGAAUUCCGUGACCAUCUCGUUGGAGCCUUGGAUUCCGUCUGGAACGACUUGAACAUCAAACGCACUUCUGCUUGGGCAAAGGACGGUGGCUUUAUCGGGGUCGGUGAGCCUGGUCUUAAGCUCCCUGAGCCGCUCUGGACAGAUGCCCAGCUGGGCGUUACAGAGGUGGUUAAAGAGAUAAAGGCUAGUAGCCCUGUGGGCGUUAUCGAAGCCCUUCUUGAGAGAGAGACUCAUGCUAUAGCCAAGACUAUUGGUACUGCUACUGCUUAGGUGUCUUACUGUUAGUCUCCAGGUCUCUGCAGGAGGAAGGUACAAGGCAAGUAGGGGAACAGGCAAUCCCGGUCAGGGUAACAGACUAUCUUAGACACUCUUUUGAAUACACGAUUUUGAACCACACUUUCACAACACCAUGUAUAUCGAUAUAGCUUUGUUGAAUGUCAACCGGUACUAUACCCACAGAGACUAAAAAAAGUUUCACCGGGAAGCAAGAUCGACGUUACGUGUUAGAAGACACUCUUG
Messenger RNA from Cadophora gregata, 2082 nucleotides. It is a transcript of the gene HEM1, whose product is annotated as mitochondrial 5-aminolevulinate synthase. The transcript has 2 exons. The coding region runs from base 1 to 1833 and encodes 610 amino acids. Gene Ontology annotation, cellular component: mitochondrion. Gene Ontology annotation, biological process: heme biosynthetic process. Gene Ontology annotation, molecular function: 5-aminolevulinate synthase activity; pyridoxal phosphate binding. NCBI's taxonomy places the organism in Eukaryota, Fungi, Ascomycota, Leotiomycetes, Helotiales, Ploettnerulaceae. The record is from RefSeq and is a predicted model, not a curated record.